AACUGUAACACGCUUUAGAUCUGAAGUGGGUUUCAAUAAUUUAUCUGUGACUUCUUGAACAAAGAGGCAGAUAAACGUCAACAAGAACGGUCGCGCAACGUCGAGGGUUUUGAGCAGCAUCAAAUCCGCUAUAGGAUCUUUGGGCAGCAGCGUGUCAGAGGCCAAGGCGGGUCGGACCGCGAGCGCCAUCGGACGCCGGCGGGUGGGAGGCGCGAGCACGGCCGUUUGAAACCGCAACGGUUCAAACCAAAGAUCAUAGAGCGGAGCUUUAUGUUUCAUUUUCUUUGGUUUAAACGGCGCGAGGCAGUGAAGGCGACGGGAUGUGGAGGGAAUCGGACCAGAAAUUGCCAGUGUCGUAUCGAAGGCAUAGCGGAGGGAGCUGUGGGACGGAGAUUGUUGGUAUCAAAGAUCAUGGCGAAGGGGUAAAUGAGGGAGGAAGGAAGGGAACAUGGAUUUUAGUUGCUGACGCCGCCAUUUGUUGCCCAGACCCCACGUCGUGGCGAACGCAAGAGGGAAGAAGACGAUGCUGGGGUUGAAGAACAGUGCUGGGGAAUGCGACUCAAUAUUUGAAAAAGUUGUUGGAAGUGAAGAUAUGAAUGUUGAUAGGGUGAGGAGAAUGGAGGGAGCAAGGAUCUUUGGAUGUACGCAGAUAGUGGGCCUGUCAUAAUUGGGAGAUGGAGAAGUGAGAGAGACCGCCAAACAUGUUGGAAAUGUGGGAAAACUAUGACAAAUGGAAGAAACUGAUAAACAGAUUGAACAAGUGCUGUCCGUGGAGAAGCAGCAACUAUAAAUGAGGAAUAUGAAACAUCGUCAUAUCCUAUGGGAACCUAUGCUGCACCUCAAUAUCCUGUGAAUACCUAUGCUAAAAUUCAGUAUCCGGCGGGAACUCCUGCUUCAUCUCAGUAUCCUACAGAGACCAAUGCUAAAACUGAAUAUCCUGCGGGGACUUAUGCCACGUCUCAGUAUCCUGGAGGAACCUUUGCCACAUCCUCUGGCAAAACUGAGUAUCCUUUGAGUGUCAUUGCCAAACCUGAAUAUCCUGCGGGUGUCUAUGCCAAACCUGAGCAUCCUGUGGGAAUCUAUGCCACAUCUCAGUAUCCUGGAGGAAUCUACCCUACAUCUCAGUAUCCUGGAGGAAUCUACCCUACAUCUCAGUAUCCUGGAGGAAUCUACCCUACAUCUCAGUACCCUGGAGCCUCCUAUGCCACAGCUCUUUACCCUGGAGGAACUUAUGGUACAUCUGAAUAUCCUGUGGAAUUUCAUGCCAAAACGCAGUAUCCUAUGAGGACCGCUGGUGAAACUCAGCAUCCUGGAAGCUACUAUGUAGCAGAUCAAUAUCCAAUGAAGACUUAUGUCAUGGGUCAGUAUCGCAUGGGCACUUACAACUCAGUUCCAUAUCAGACUAGAAACUACAUCUCAGGUCACUAUCCUCCGAUGACCAACUAUGCACAUGAAUAUGCAGUCAGGAAUUACAUCAUGGGCCACAAUCAAAUGCAAACUUAUGGUGCAGACCAAUACCUUAUGCAAGCCUAUCUUUCACCUGAAGAUUCUGCGAGGACUGAUACCAUGGGUCGGUAUUCCACAACAAAUCAUGAUACAGAUCAGAAUAUUAGAAGAACCAAUAACGCAAACCAGAAUUUUGAAAUGACCAAUACGGUAUAUGAGAAUCUUUCAAGAGCUGAGAGUACUGACCAGGAUUUUGAAAGGGCUGAAAGUGCAGACCAAGACAUUGGAAGGGUUGAGAGUGUAGACCAGGAUUUUGAAAGAGCUGAUACUGCAGACCAGGAUGCUGAAAGAAAUGAGACUGCAGACCAGGAAGCCAUGAGAUACAGUAGUGAAGACCAGGAUUCUUUGAGAGCUGACAGUGUUGACCAGGAUUCUGUGAGCGCAGAGCAAUAUUCUGUGAGGACUGACAGUGUAGAGCAAGAUCCCAUAAAGAUUGACAGCAGAAGUCAGGAUCUUUUAAUGAUUGACAAAGACCAGGAUUCCAUGAGGACAGAGAGUGCAGAGCAUAGUGCUGCAAAAAACAACAGUCAGGAUAUGGACGGGAUGAAAAGCAUUGCUGAGAGCUCUAUGAGGAACUAUUUUAUACCUCAGUAUCCACUGAAUGCCAACGUCACAGGCCAGUAUCCAGUGAUGGCCAAUGGUGGGGAGGAAUAUUUUUUUCAGGCUUACUCCAGACCUCAUUUUCCUGUGAGAAGCUAUAUAGUGAACCCAGUUUCUACAAGGGCCUACAUGGCAGUUCAGAAUCCUACUUGGGUUGACAGCACAGAGCAGGACUUCAAUAAGAUGAUGAGUCCAACACAAAGUCCUGCAAAGAGCUCAGAUCAAAGUCAUGCAAAGACAAGAAGCUCAGAACAAAAUUCUGCAAAAACACGAAGCCCAGAACACAGUCUUCCAAAAACAAGUAGCCCAGAACAUAGUCUACCAAAAACAAGCCCAGAACACAGUCUUCCAAAAACAAGCCCAGAACACAGUCUUCCAAAAACAAGCCCAGGAAACAGUCUUCCAAAAACAAGAAGCCCAGAGCACAGUCGUCCAAAAACAAGCCCAGAACACAGUCUUCCAAAAACAAGAACCCCAGAACACAGUCGUCCAAAAACAAGAAGCCCAGAACACAGUCUCCCAAAAACAAGAAGCCCAGAACAUAGUCUUGCAAAGCCUCGAGGCCUAGAACAGAGUGUUGUAAAGACCCAAAACCUAGAACAGAGUGUUGUAAAGAACAGAAACCCAACACAAAGUUCUGCAAAGACCAGAAGUCCAGGCCAGAAUUUUGCAAAGAACAGAAGCUUAAUUCAAGGGCCUGUGGAGAAUAGAGAGCAACCCCCGGGCCCUAUGAAGACCAAAUCCCCAGGCCAGGACAACACAAUCAGCAAGACAGAGGAACCUGUAGGUACCUAUGUCUCAGCUCAGUAUCCUGUAGCGAUUCGCUAUCCAGGCUUAUAUCCUAUAAGGAGCUACUUACCAUCUCAUUAUCCCUCAGGUCCUUAUUAUACACAUCAUGUACCUGUGAAAACCUAUGUGACACCUCCAUGUCCUAUGAGAAACUGUGUUACACCACAAUACCCUAUGCAGACCUACUUCCAAUACCCCUUGAUGAACUACAGUUCACCACAGUAUCCUGUGAGAUCCUACCAAAUUCCUGUGUAUCCUUUGAAGACCAACAUGGAACUUAAAUAUCCUGCGAGGAGUCUCAGCCUUUAAUCAUGGCAUCAUUGGUCAUACAUCUGUGUCUGUGAACAUCAUCUUUAAACAAGCUCUGCUGCUUUUACUAAGCACAAAAGUAAUACUGAAAAUAAAAUAAAGCCAGUCCUGACCACUC
Molecule: messenger RNA, 3322 nt
Organism: Amblyraja radiata (thorny skate)
Lineage: Eukaryota; Metazoa; Chordata; Chondrichthyes; Rajiformes; Rajidae
Exons: 2
Coding region: 820-3204 (794 amino acids)
Source: RefSeq, a predicted model, not a curated record